Spodoptera exigua (beet armyworm) is the source of this 1527-nucleotide messenger RNA. The record is from the annotation of a GenBank genome assembly. NCBI's taxonomy places the organism in Eukaryota, Metazoa, Arthropoda, Insecta, Lepidoptera, Noctuidae.
AUGCAAUACCUAGCUCUUCCAAUGGUUCUCCGUGUCAACACUCGACAACCAAAGACACUGACGAAAGUUACCAUGUCGGUUGCAUUGAUGGGACUGUAUUCCUACAUAGGUACUACAGUAAAAAAAAUUAAGAUACCGAAAACCCGAUUAUAUUUAACCCAAGUUAGUGUUCAAAUCCAGAAGUCGAACUCAAAAAUAACGUUUGCUGAAAGGCAACUAUCAAGAUGUUCGUCUAAUAUUUUAAAUCGCAGUAUAUUGUUGUCUGAAGUUCAUCUUCGACACAGAAAUUUACAUACAAGUAAAAUUUUGAACAAAGUCGUCGCUUUCAAGCUCUCAGACAUCGGUGAAGGUAUACGAGAAGUCGUUAUAAAAGAAUGGUUCGUGAAGGUCGGUGAUAAAGUGCAGCAGUUCGACAAUAUCUGCGAGGUGCAGAGUGACAAGGCAGCUGUGACUAUCACCAGUCGGUACGAUGGCGUGGUCACUAAACUCUACCACGAUGUAGAUCAGACUGCGUUAGUGGGACAACCACUUGUUGACAUUGAAGUGCAGGGUGCUUCUGAUGAAGCUUCUUCUGAGUCAAACGAGAAACCAGCUGCAGCUAGUCAACAAGAGCAGAAAGCGGAUAAGCCCCAGAGAGUAAAAGUUCUAACUACACCUUCUGUUAGAAGAAUCGCUGCACAGUUCAAAGUAGACUUAAGCACCGUUAAAGCUACGGGUAGAAACGGAAGAGUUCUCAAGGAAGAUAUGCUGGCCCACUUGAAUAUAGACUCGGACGGCUCUAACAAAGUAUCUGAUCCAACAAGUGUGGAUGCAGUGCAAAUACCCAUGACUCCAGCUCAAGCUAAGGUCGAAGUUCUAUUGGAAGACCGAGUCGUUCCCGUUAGUGGUUUCACUAAAGCCAUGGUGAAAUCGAUGACUGAAGCAAUGAAAAUCCCACACUUCGGUUACAGCGACGAGUACGAUGUUUCCAAAUUAGUCGAAUCCCGGGAAUCGUUGAAGAACUUAGCCCUAUCUCGGGGGGUGAAGUUGACGUAUAUGCCAAUAAUCAUCAAAGCCGCUUCCUUGGGGUUGGAGAAUAUACCUAUAUUGAACAGCAGCCUUGACAGCACUUGCGAACAUCUCACUUAUAAAGCAAGUCACAACAUUGGAGUAGCAAUGGACACGCCAAAUGGUUUAGUAGUUCCUGUUAUUAAGAAUGUUCAAAAUAAAACUAUACUAGAAAUAGCUCGUGAGCUUAAUACUCUUCAAGAAAAAGGAUCUAAAGGACAACUAGGACUCAGCGAAUUGUCUGGGGGAACAUUUACCUUAUCGAACAUUGGCAUUGUUGGCGGGACCUACACCAAACCUGUUAUAUUGCCACCUCAAGUAGCCAUUGGUGCACUUGGAAAAAUACAGGUACUACCAAGGUUUGAUGAGGAAGGCAAUGUAAGAAAGGCUCACAUACUGACAGCAGGCAGUAGUGGCCGCAGUACCAUAUUGGGCUUGCCCCGCAACAUGGGUUGGUCUUCCUCUAUGGUUGUCUAUUGA